Molecule: messenger RNA, 504 nt
Organism: Dibothriocephalus latus
Lineage: Eukaryota; Metazoa; Platyhelminthes; Cestoda; Diphyllobothriidea; Diphyllobothriidae
Source: the annotation of a GenBank genome assembly
AGUUCUGCUUCCCCGUUGCUGGAUGCUCUUACAAACUGCCAAUCACGAGCUAUCAUCAAUACCGCCGGUACUGACUGUUCUGCCUCCGCCGUGCUAAACGGUAAUUGUCCCUCAGACAUCAGCUACGUCUUCCGAGCAGCCUGUGUUACCGUGGUCGGCGAGGGCUCCAUGCUGAACAUGUCGCCAGCAUUCGAAAACCAUGAGACGCAAGCUGGCACCGCAUCCAGUCUCCUUGGUGGCACCAUGCUGGCCAUGGAACUGACCAAAGUCGAAGAGAUUGAACGCCUUACCGGUGGGACGGAACGACUGACUGGCAGUCCGGCACUUGGCAACUUCGUGAUGGGUAUGUGUGUGUUUUCGAAGUCGAAUAGCCUAUUCUACGUGCGAGAUGUUUUUCAUUCCUCUGUCUACUGCUCCGACCCCUACAACUGGUUUUCGAUCACUCGGGAAAGCAGUCACCUUGAGAUUGAAUCGGCAGCAAAAAGCAGAAUUGAUGUUCCUUAG